UCCCACAGUUGGCGAACUCUAAUGGAGUAUCGAUGACCAAAUCAAAAUCGGCUAAAUCCUUUGAUCAGUUGAUAGAAGACAAUGAUGACAUCACAUACAAAAUCGACGAUUGGCCGCCAUGGUACACGACCAUCAUAUUGGCUUUUCAGCAUUUCCUGACGAUGUUUGGGGGCUGCGUGACAAUACCUUUGAUCCUGGCUCCUGCAUUGUGUAUCGGCAAUGACCUGGUAGCCACCAGUGAGCUGAUUGGGACGAUCAUCUUUGUGUCAGGUCUCGUUACUUUGCUCCAAACCACAUUUGGCGUCAGACUGCCAAUUAUCCAAGGAGGAACAUUCGCGUUUUUAACUCCCACAUUUGCUAUAUUGAGUCUGCAGGGAGAUUGUCCUGCUCCUCCACCUUCUAACGCAACGGAGGCUCAGCUUGCUGAUGCCACAGAUGUUUGGCAAGAGCGCAUGCGUGAAAUUCAGGGAGCCAUAGUCGUUGCCUCUUGCUUCCAGGUCAUAAUUGGAUUUAGUGGAAUUAUGGGAUUUAUGUUAAAAUUUAUUGGACCGUUGGCUAUCGCACCGACGAUCGGUCUUGUGGGUUUGUCUCUAUUUAGUGUCGCGGCUUCCCGGGCUGGCGUACAUUGGGGAAUGUCAGUGUUAACUAUAUUACUCGUUGUCAUGUUCUCGCAGUACUUAAAAAACAUCAACGUUCCAACACCUGGUUACACUUCCAGCAACGGAUGCCACAUUACCAAGUACCCGAUAUUUAAGUUAUUUCCUAUUAUAAUAGCUAUAAUAAUAUCCUGGAUUUUAUCUGCUAUAUUCACGGCUGCCGAUGUAUUUCCAACGAAUUCAACGCAAUACGGUUAUGGAGCGCGGACAGAUCUGAACACCGAAGUCCUAAAGCAGGCGGCCUGGUUUCGAUUCCCGUAUCCUGGUCAAUGGGGAGCUCCUAUGGUUACUGUAGCCGGCGUCUUUGGCAUGUUGUCUGGUGUUCUAGCAUCAAUGGUCGAAUCUGUUGGUGAUUACUAUGCUUGUGCUCGUCUAUCUGGUGCGCCACCACCACCCGACCACGCUAUCAACCGCGGCAUCGGAAUGGAAGGCAUUGGUUGUGUUUUAGCAGGCUUGUGGGGUACGGGUAAUGGGACGACGUCAUACAGCGAAAACAUUGGGGCAAUUGGAAUAACAAAGGUUGGGAGUCGCCUUGUUGUCCAAGUGGCGGGAAUUAUCAUGAUUCUGCUAGGGACGUUUGGAAAAUUUGGUGCGCUUUUCGUCACUUUACCAGAUCCUAUCAUCGGAGGAAUAUUUUGCGUGAUGUUCGGAAUGGUAACCGGUGUUGGAUUAUCAAAUCUACAGUUUGCCGAUAUGAACUCAUCGCGGAACAUAUUCAUCAUCGGUUUUUCCUUCCUGAUGGGUUUAGCUCUGCCCUAUUGGUUUUCCAUAAAUCCAGGUAUCAUUAAUACAGGUAACUAUGUCCAGUUUAGGUUUUUAUUUUUUACAAUUCGCCUUCAAAUUUGGUGCUUGUGUGUAUGACGGGUCUAGUAUUGGGUUACCCCGGUGUACUGGUCCAUCUCACAGCCCUUGUCACUUCGGGACAAAGCCUUCACAUAUAUUCCAAGAAGAAGAAAAGAAGAAAGAUUGAUGAUGGUUAGCGGAUUUUUUUUAUUUUUUAUUUUUUAAAUGGUCUUGGUUAGAAAGGUCUCCAAUUGGAGGAAAAGCUGUAUAGACCCAAGUACGCUUUCCUAAUAGGCCUACUUGUUUGUAAUAUAUUUGGGAAUAUUUUUAUCAUGUAAUUAACUGAACAAAUUUGAAAAUUUAAAGUCUGAGAAAAUCGCAGCAUAUACCCACAAAAUCAAAACAAUUCAAAUUAGUAGGCCUAUUGUUCCAUUCAAAUUCAUUUAAAUAAUUUUGGCUUCUCCCUACCCCGAAGAAGAAUCCCGGAUCCGAUCCUGGUUGGGAACGAGUGUAGGCCUAACUAUACAUUCACCAGUUACUUGUGAUUGUAUUUAUGAUUACUCCUUAUAGAUGGUACUGCCAUAAUGCCCAAUUAUAAUGUAUGUAUAUAUGUAUGUACAGUGGAAUUUAUAUAGCGUAUAAUACUGAACUAUUUAUAUAGCACAUAAUACCAAACUAUUUAUAUAUUUAAAAAAUCAUUUGGUUUAAUACGUUGUUUUAUAUAUUUCCAUUGAA
Molecule: messenger RNA, 2174 nt
Organism: Anneissia japonica
Lineage: Eukaryota; Metazoa; Echinodermata; Crinoidea; Comatulida; Comatulidae
Product: solute carrier family 23 member 2-like
Exons: 10
Coding region: 33-1517 (494 amino acids)
Biological process (GO): transmembrane transport
Cellular component (GO): membrane
Molecular function (GO): transmembrane transporter activity
Source: RefSeq, a predicted model, not a curated record